AGGUAACCGCGCAAUUAUACGGUUUGGCAGCGUAAACGGAAAAUAGGCGGCCUUACUCGAACACCCAGAUCCCGGCCGCAGCAUCGGUACCCAACUAGGUUGCUUGGAAGUGGGAACGAACGUCCUGGGAAAACCCGUCUGUCGCUGUCCAGGUUCUCCGUGUCUUGAUUUCAUCUCCGCCUACGCGAGAAAUGCGCAACAAGCUCGUGAAGGCUCGGCCACAUUCCGACCAAAAGCCGGCCUUCUCAAUCCACCAGGACGACGAACACAAUCUCUCGUCAGUCACCGUCGUCCAGGCCGAAACUACACCAGCUACUACACCGAGCAAACCAUUACCAAACAAGGCGCCGAAAUCUUUGCAUGACCACCCCUCGCCCAGGUCGACCCUCACUCCCGCCUCGGAGGGCACGAUCAACUCUGCCAUGUCACGGACAGCGGUGGCCGGCGGAGUCAAUGGCAAAGCGAACCCGCCUGCUUCAAGUCCUCCGUUGUCCCCGCGCAUAGUGAACCGCAUGAACUCAACCAUACGAACGGUACCUAGCUUCGACGACAAGCCAAGGCAACCGGGGGAGGAUUCAAGCACCGACGGGACGCCAUCGCACUCGACAUCGCGGGACUCCGGAUUCUCCAGUUCGAUCAACAGCACCGCCAGCAUGUCGUCAGCGACUUCGCAACAACAACAACAGCAGCAGCAGCAACAACAACAACGGGGGGAUGCGAAUCCUAAUGGAAUAAGCAAAAUGCCCUCGAUCAGCAGACUAAAACCAAGCAGCUCAACAACGACGCCGGAUGGCGGAGAAGUCCUUCGCGACACGGCACCGAGGGCACUAAGAUCCCGCCCGAGCUUCGCCGAUUUCGCCCAACGAGAUAGCAGCCUCAGCCCCUCGUCAUCAUUAUUACCGCCCAGCACCAGUGCCGACCCCGGUGGAGGACCCAGCACGACCGAUGCCUCCCUCACAGCGACCGAAGCCAGCCUCUCCCACGGCUGGGACAACUCCGUCGGCAAAGCUGGCCUAGGCAAGACCGGCCGCGUGAUCAACCGCCUCGUAUCCGACAACGAGGCCCUCAAGCGCGACAUCCAGAUCGAACGUCUCCGCGCCGAAGAAUCCCGCCAGACCGCUCGCCUUCUCGAAGACAAGCUCGAGCGUGUCGUCUCCGACUACGAGUCGCGCCUGCUCGAGGCCAACGUCACCAAGGCACUCCUCGCGCGGAAGGAACGUCAGGUCGAGUCGCUGCAAGACGCGGUCGAGCUCGAGCGCCAGCGGGCCGUCAACGCCGCGGAGCGCGAGCGCAUCUGGAAGGACGAGAUGGAAAAGGCCCGCGCCGAAGCCAAGCGCCAGGUCGAGGAGGCGACCAAUUACGCGGCGUUCUGCGAGGGCCGGUACAACGCGAUCAGCAGCCAUUGGAAGGAGCAGGGGGAAGAGGUGCAGCGGUCCAUAACGAGGAUGCGGAAGGAGGUGGAGGACCUCGCGGCCGAGAGGAAGAGGGACGACGAGAAGAUCGAGACCUUGCGGGAGCUGUGCGACCAGCAGGAUGGGAAUAUACGGGAGCUGAGGCGGCAGAAGGACGAGAUUGAGAUGCAGUUUCAGAGGUAUAAGGCCCAACAGGAGGAGGAGCUCAGAGAGAUCAAGCGGUUGGCGGACCAGAGGGAGAAGGAGCAGGAGCGGAUGCUGCGCGAGGCGAAAGAGGCGCUGGAUAAGUUGCGGUGGGCACUGAAUGUGAAGGAGAAGAUUCCGUGGGCUCAGUGAGGUGCUCGGUCGGAACCGUCCCGCCUUGGGAGAAGGAGGCCAGACUUGGUCCUAUUGCCUCUAGGGAUGGCACCUUUAAGACUGC
This is a messenger RNA of Thermothielavioides terrestris NRRL 8126, 1833 nucleotides long. RefSeq lists its product as uncharacterized. The transcript is spliced from 2 exons. The record is from RefSeq and is a predicted model, not a curated record. Bases 192 to 1748 code for a protein of 518 amino acids. Lineage: Eukaryota; Fungi; Ascomycota; Sordariomycetes; Sordariales; Chaetomiaceae.